Messenger RNA from Trichechus manatus latirostris (Florida manatee), 4420 nucleotides. Its product is annotated as zinc finger protein 613-like. NCBI's taxonomy places the organism in Eukaryota, Metazoa, Chordata, Mammalia, Sirenia, Trichechidae. The transcript has 5 exons. The record is from RefSeq and is a predicted model, not a curated record. Bases 527 to 1054 code for a protein of 175 amino acids. Gene Ontology annotation, biological process: regulation of DNA-templated transcription.
UAGUCACUGACCUUUCGUUUCUUAACUGUUGCAAGCUUUGGAUUGUCUGCUGCUCUGAAGUGGUAGAUUCUCAGUCCACCCUGCACCUUGAGAUAAGUGGGUCUAUUCUCCCUCUCCUGAGAGAAAAACCUUUACUUCAUAUGACUGAAUAUUGUUUUUUGACCAGUGUAGCAUUCUGUAGUCUUCACAAACCCAAUUCCAACUUGGUGAGUCUAAGAUUCUGUGAUUUCCCAUGAACAGGGUAUGAAGUUAGCAAACCAGAUGCACUCUCCAGGUUGGAACGAGGAGAACAGCCAUGGACUGUGUUAGACGAAAGCCAUAGUCGAACGUUUUCAGCCUACAGGUCUUGAUUCCUCAGCAGCAAAAGAAUCAAUUGAAAGGAGGAAGAGGUUCCAGGAUUUCAGUAUUGUCAUUUCUGGGAACACCAUUCACGGGAGACUGAGAUUUCUGAACAGAAAUUUGAGCUGAUCCAGAAAACACAGAGAAAGCAUUCCCGAUGCUGGCCAUGUCACAAGAAUAAAAGAAAAUGGUCAAGGUGCAGGCGUCACUGACAUUCAGCGAUGUGGCUGUGGAGUUCACCUGGCAGGAGUGGCAGCUUCUGGACACUGCUCAGAAGGACCUGUAUCGGGAUGUGAUGUUGGAGAACUAUGGGAACCUGGUGUCCGUGGGGUAUGAAGUUAGCAAACCAGAUGCACUCUCCAGGUUGGAACGAGGAGAACAGCCAUGGACUGUGUUAGACGAAAGCCAUAGUCGAACGUUUUCAGGCUUAAAGGGAGACAUGGAGAGAGAGGAGCUGUUACAUGGAAGACAGCAAGAGAUGGUGGUAAUGGAAGACAAUGAGAGAUGGCAGCACAGCAGUAGCAAGCGCAAUAGCGGCAUGAGGCAACUGGAGCAGGAGACUGGUGUGAGAUGGCUACGGUGGGGCCUGUUGACCCACGGAGCUGAGAGUUGUAACAGUUGCCCAAGAAGGCCCCGAGCAGGGCCCAGCAGAGCCCAACGGCAGCAAGGCCCUGAGCAGGGCCCAGCAGCAAAGGGCGAGAAGAAGCUGUCCUGAUCAAGAACUGUAUUCUGAGUUGUUUCUGUUGCUUCUGCGUUGUACCUGAUUCCAAAUUGCACCCUCUUGUUUUUCUAAUAAACUACUUAACUGUAAGUAUGGUUUGUGAGUUCUGUUAGAUGUUGCAGUGAAUUAUGGAACCCAAAGAUUGGAGGGAGAGUGCUGAGGGGAAGGGCAGUAGCUGAUGUUAGAGAUGAGGAAGUGGGAUGGCAGUUUGCAAAAUUUGGACAUUUGGGACAUCUUUAACCUCCAUCUCAUAGGAACCAGCUUUGUGCUGAUCCUUAUAAAAGAAAUUAUUCACUUACUUGGUGUCAGAAUGAUGGGAUUUGCUGUAAUGGCCCAGAUUCACUGGAAUAUGUGGUUUUGGGAAAGAGGUGGUAAAUGGGAUAAUGAGAAACUUUUGAAUCUGGAUGGGAUGAGAAACAUCCAUGGAUUGAAGCAGAUGUUAUGUUGCAGUCAGUUAUCCAAGGCAACAGCUAUCCAUGGGAAGUAGGAGUGGCAGGUCUAACUCCUGAGGGUUUGGCUUGUUGGGUGCAUAAGGACAGAGUGAUAAGGAAAGGAUGAGACAUACAAUUUCUUGGUUGCUGUUACCAGUGAUAGCUGUAAUGACAGGGAAAAAGAAUGUAGGGGUGAAUCAUAAUACUGAACCAAGCCUAGAUCCAGUCUGGUUGCAGCUACUUCAGUAGUCUUAAUAUCGACCAGGAAAGGAAAAAUCGUGUCAGAACAAAGGAAAUACCCCUAUGACUGCUGAUCACCAAGAAGGUAGUUGGGAGGGGAAUGAGCAAAAUGAAGAAACAGUUGAAACUAGGGGGUAUAAUGUAAAGGAGUUGCUUCAGUUCGUAGAUGUGUAUCAUCAGAUUUCUGAGGAACUGUAACUACAAUGGAUUGUGAGAGCGACUAAUUUAGGGGCAGUGUCUUUAGUUUUGAAUGCUGCAGAAUGGAAGAAAGAGUAUGUUUGGGUUCAUGCAAGACCCACAACUCAGUGUGGAACAGUCAAGAAUGAUGAUACAAGGUACGGUUGCACAGCAGGUUAACACGAAGGGUACAACCAGCCUGAAGGAUUGGAUAAAAUUUACAGUGAGAUUGGUUUACCCUGAGAAGGGAAACUGCCUUCUCCCCCUCUAAAUACCCUUGAUGUGCUGCUUAUGCAAGCCAUGGCUUUAUGAUGAUUAGGAUAUUUCCCCAGUGCGUAUGCCCCUGACACAGGUCAUGGCAGAUACAGUAAUCAAGGAAGCCCCUUCUACAUGCGCACCCCAUAUAAACUUGCUGCUGUGAAACAAAGCAAUAAUAGGAGAAGCCUUGUUGGAUCUAUUGGCAUAGCUUUCCUGCGUGGGUCUUACAGAUGGAAGAAUAUAAGGGUGAUUCAUAGACUAGUGGGAAGAGGCAAUGGGGAAAGAACUUACUGCAGCAAGAUGGAAAUUUUUAAAUGUUACUAAGAAAUGGAAUGAAUAUAGUAGACAUUGAUGGAGUUUAGAUAAAGUUUCUAAUGCAUCACUAUAGGAGGUUGGGUGGACCAAACAGGAAACUCCUGCUGGUGCCCCAUUGUUAAAGAGGCCUAAACAAGUCUGUUCUAUUUACCACAGUUGGUAGAAAUUUAAUGAUGGGAAGUCCCACCUGGGACCAUUUGGAGCAGAAGCUCAGCUAGUCAAUCUAGAUAAGGACUGACAAGGGGCCAGGGUCUUCUGGUCCAGCCCCCAGCAGGGGACACUAUGCAAUAUGUACAUGUUUAGGUGAAAUGGCCCAGGGGUGGGGAAGAGACAGGAGCCCAAUGCCCUGUAAUGCCCAAACCUGUCAAUAAAAUCUUGAAGGGGCCUAAGGUUAAAUUGGGGGAAUAUGGGAAUGCAGUGGUUGAUGGGACUAAGGUGAAAGUUUAGAUGAGAAUUGGAAAAUAUAACAUCUUGUAUGAAGCAGUUGCAUUUCUGUUACCAGAAUGUAUUAUUGGUAUGGUUAUUAUGUCUAAUGGGAGAACACCCCUUCUGUCUGAUAAUGUAAAGCUAAAGGUGUGUAAGUCUGACCUUAGGGCAGUAUUGACUGGAUAUGCUAAAUGGGAACCAUUAGAAUUGUCCUAACCACUUAGGUUGUUGAUGUGAAACAAUAUAGGAUACCUGGUGGACAAAAGAUUACUGCUUUGAUUAAAGACCUGCUGUAGGCUGGAGUGUUGGUGCCAAUAAAUUCUCUGUAUAAUAGCCCUGUUUGGUCCGUGAAAAAGGCAAGUGGCUCGUGGAUGCUGACAGUAGACUAUCGAGCCCUAAAUAAAGUAGUGCCACCUGUGGCUUCAGCUGUUCCAGACAUGGUAUCAACGAUGCAGAAAAUACAGAAGGCUAAGGACUGGUAUCCAGUGAUUGACCUUGAAAAUUAAAAUGCCUUUUUCUCCAUCCCAAUCUUGGAAAAGAGCCAGCCACAGUUAGCUUUAUGUGGGAAAGAUUCCAAUUUACAUUCACUCUGUUGCCACAGGGUUACUUGAAUUCAUCAGCUUACUGUCAUAGUUUGGUUAGAAGAGACUUGGACUUGUUGCAAAUUUCAAGUGUAAUGGUAUAUUACAUCGAUGAUAUUGUGUUAAUAUCAAACCCUGAAGAGUAGGCUAGGGCUGAUUUGAAUACAGUCAUGGCCUGCAUGCCCAGCAGAGGCUGGAUAACAGAUCUAGCAGAAGUCCAGGGCUCUGUCCAAACAGUGAAAUUCUUGGGAAUAACUUGGGCAGGAGCCACCCAUGACAUUCCACAGGCAACCAAGAAUAAGUUGCUGUUACUACCUACCCCCAAAACUAAACAGGAGACCCAGUGUUUGGUUGAUCUGUUUGGAUUUUGGAGAAUGCAUAUUCCACAUCUGGGAAUAUUACUGGCUCCUAUCCACAAAACUACUCAGAAGAAAACAUUUGAAUGGAGGCCAGAGCAAUAGCAGGCUAUGUCUGACUUACAGAAAACAGUCUCACUCUCCCUGCCUUUCGGCCCUUAUGGUCCAGAUUCAGACAUGAUUUUAGAGGUGUCUGUCACACGUGCUUAUGCAGACUGAAGCUUAAUGGCAAAAACCUGAGAACACUGCACUACGGUGACUGCUAGGAUUCGGGAGUAAAAAGCUUCCAGAUGCUACAGCACAAUAGACAGCAUUUGAAAGGCAAUUACUUGCCUGCUGUUGGGCAUUGAUUGAGAUUGCCUCAAUGACAGAAGGACAUAAAAUUAUCAUGAGACCUGAAAUACCCAUAAUGUCUUGGGUGAUGUCAGAGAAACACUCUAAUAAGGAAGGCAGUACCCAAAAUUGUUCCAUAAUAAAACGGAAACGAUUCAUGCAAGAACAAGCUGCUACCCCUUUGGGAACAAGGGAGAAUGAAAAAAACUAAAGAUACAAGGGAAAGAUUAGUCCAAAGGACUA